Molecule: messenger RNA, 1708 nt
Organism: Haliotis rubra (blacklip abalone)
Lineage: Eukaryota; Metazoa; Mollusca; Gastropoda; Lepetellida; Haliotidae
Product: acid phosphatase type 7-like
Exons: 9
Coding region: 287-1708 (473 amino acids)
Molecular function (GO): acid phosphatase activity; metal ion binding
Source: RefSeq, a predicted model, not a curated record
GCCCCACGUGUGACUAGUGAAUAGACAUUGUUUAGGACCGUAACUCGGGAGUGUUUUCCAGGAGCGGAUAUUAGGAUAAGAUGCACGUCUGGACACGGAAGGUUGAGAUGAAUUGAAAUGACCAUUUGCAAUCGCGUACUGGCGUAGUGUACAUAUUGCUUGUCAACUGUGCUGGACGUAUACUGGACUACUGGCGUGAAUCCGCUGAAGAUGUACACAUUGGGCGCUAUCCUUGUUUUGGCCACAGUGUCGUGUCUGGAACCGCCAGAACAAGUGCACAUCAGCUAUGGCGACACCCCCCUACCAGAUGGUGGUGUUGUGGUCAACGUUGGAGGACGUCAAGGGCGUUGUCCAAUACGGCGAGGAUCAGGUUCAACUGAAGGGACAGGCGAACGGCACUAGGACCCGUCUAACAUUUGAGAGCUGGAACGCCCGACAGUUUAUGCACAGAGCACAGUUAAAGAAAUUGAAAGCCAAGACGAAAUAUUUCUACAAGGUGACCAGUGUAUACGGCGCGACGACGACGUCAUCUCGUAUCUUCAGCUUCACGACGAUGGAUGUGACGACUACACGGAGAGCGGCGUUUCUGGUGUACGGCGACCUUGGCGUUGAGGGCAAGGACACGUUUUCUAGAAUUCAACAAGAGGUGGACAGCGGGGACUACGACUCAAUCUGGCAUAUUGGCGACUUCGCCUACGACAUGCAUUCUAAUGGAGGACUGGUGGGAGACCAGUUUAUGAGGGCCGUCGAAAACAUUGCAGCCAACAUUCCCUACAUGACAUCACCAGGCAACCAUGAGAUCGCAGGAGCCGAGGAGUUCCUCCACUACCGGACUAGGUUCAGCACCCCGGGAACAGCCUGGCCUAUCCCCCUCAACUCCAUGUGGUACAGCUACAACGUGGGCCCAGUACAUUUCAUCAGUUAUUCCACGGAGGUAUAUUUCACGCAUGACCAGAAUUACGUAUGUGAACAAUAUGAUUGGUUACUGAAGGAUCUUCUUCACGCCAAUCAAAACCGACAGUCCCAGCCCUGGAUUGUUGCUAUGGGUCAUCGGCCAAUGUACUGCUCCAACAGCGACAUUGAUGACUGCACAGGAAGAAUUUUCAGUGGCUGGGUGCGAAGAAGCUUGGAGGAUUUGUUCCACGUCCAGGGUGUCGACCUGGUGAUUGAAGCACACGAGCACUCCUACGAGCGUCUCUUCCCUCUUUACAAGGGCAACCUUGUCAGAACGGACUACAACAACCUCACCAACUCUGUCCACGUCAUCUCGGGGGCGGCCGGAAACAAAGAAGGGAGAGACGGCAUGUCGGGCAGUUUCAAACCCUGGUCAGCCUACCGACACGACAAAGUUGGCGACAACACCUACGGUCGUCUGGUUGUCCACAACUCCACACACCUGUACUGGGACCAGGUUCGGUCCGUCAACGGGGACGUCAUCGACUCCAUGUGGCUGGUGCAGUACAACCAUGGCCCUUUUGUCAGUAACGUGAGCUGUGAAGGAAGGGGAGACCACUCUUCGUGUCACUGCCCCACACCCUUCCACUACCUCACGGCCUCUAUAUGUAUUGUUGUGGUACUAGUGGUGGUGGUAGUCGGGAUAGUUGCUGGCGUCGUGACAUGGAGACGACGACGAAGGCAGAGAAAUAAGAACUACCAGCUGAUGAGUGUUGUUUCCGACGAAGACAACGAGGGUCUCCUGUCGUUGUGA